GAUGUGCGCGAGCGGGCGAGAGAGAAAAGUAGUGUGCGUGAGAGAGAGAAAGAAAGUUUGCCGGCACAAUAACGUAGCGCCGUUGGUAACGCUAAACGCAAUACUGUACGGACUGUCGGGUCGUUUCGUUUGACGACGGACACCGUCGUUUACUAGCGCGUAAAUUAGUUUUCAGCGUUUUUACCUAUUAGUCUAGUCACUCUAGUCAUCACUAAUUUUAUCUGUUUGCUUGUACUUAUAAACCAUACGAUAAUAAUAUAACCAGCGCGUAGUAGUCGGCUAGUAGAAUUUAUUUUAAUACAUUAAUACGUAUUAUUAUUGUUCGUAAAUCCGACGAUCAUGGGUAAUAGCUUCAGUUGUGGUUAUCCGAUGUUUUGUAACCGCCACAGACAAGUGGAGCCGAAGGAACUUUUACUAAUGAACAACAUUUGGAAAACGAACGAUAUUUUGUACAAACGCAUUAGAAUGGAAAGGGAGAAACUUGAGGAUAAAAAAUCCGGAAGUCUAGUGAGGAUAGUUGCCGAGUUCUCUCCUUGCAAGGCUUCAGGUUGUAGAUGUAAAAAAGGAGUUUUUGAUGAAGUUGAGUGUGAUAAUCAUGGGUGGAAAAAUAGUAUCUGCACUAGGGCUGGUUGUAAACAUCCACUGUCUGACCAUGCAAGUCAUGUUAUGUCUGCUACAAGGACUGAGUUUGCCGCUACAAUAAAAGUAGUAUUUGAUAUCAUUAAUAUAAAAGGAACAUUAGAAAAUACAUCUAAAAAGCCCAAGACGGAGAGAAUUAUUCUGGUAGAAGACGUGUUUGUAUCAAUUUAUCAUGUAUUACUCAAAACUUUACGUUAUGAUCCAUUUACAGCACCUAAUAUUGAUAAAAUUUAUGGGACUCCACCAUUUGAAAAAACUAACAUAAAUCAAAUUUUGUUAAACUUUUGUGUACAAAAGUUUGGUAAAAAGAAUAGUGUUUUGGAUUUAAAAGAUGCACUUAAAAUCACCAAGUUUGUACUCAAAUAUUUUAAUACAUGGUUUUGGACUCUUCCAGACCAAUUAGUGGAUUGUAAUCCUCGCAGAUAUUCAACUAGUUAUUACAACUAUUAUCGUAGAUAUUUGCUGUAUUGUUGUAUGCCCAGAUUGGUCCAUUCGAUUACCCCACGAUACAAAGCUAGUAAGAUUUUUGGUUGCCAAGUUUUGAAAUAUACUCUAAUAACAUUCAAAAGGGAAUUGCAAGUUUGGUGUUACAAACAUAAUAUAAUGUGGGAAGAACAUGCAAAAAAGUUUUGCUUGAACUACUUGCCUAUAUACAUGGAUUUAUUGACCAGAGAAGUUUUCAACGAUAAUUCAUAUAUAUAUAUCAGAAAUUUUAAACUUUCAGAUGUACAUAAAAAGAUUUUAUUUUUGGAAAAUUCCUAAGAAAAAACUGAGAAGCCUAAUGUCUUGAAGUAUUUAAUUAUAAUUUAUAUUUAUUACAAUCUUGAAUCAAUAGGUUUUAAGUCUGAAGUAAAUAAAUUAAAAAGAACCCUAAAAAAUGAAAAAUAAAUAAUGGUAAACAUCAUGGUAAAUGUGCAACUAUACAUUUACUGAUUAGAUCUUCUCUUUCAUUUAUUCUGAAGCUACUGUAUCACAUUUAUAAGUUAUAUUGAAAUAUUGAAUUUAAUAUUAA
This is a messenger RNA of Melanaphis sacchari, 1651 nucleotides long. Its product is annotated as histone acetyltransferase KAT2A-like. The record is from RefSeq and is a predicted model, not a curated record. Gene Ontology annotation, molecular function: histone acetyltransferase activity. The coding region runs from base 340 to 1401 and encodes 353 amino acids. The transcript has 7 exons. Gene Ontology annotation, biological process: regulation of DNA-templated transcription. NCBI's taxonomy places the organism in Eukaryota, Metazoa, Arthropoda, Insecta, Hemiptera, Aphididae. Gene Ontology annotation, cellular component: nucleus.